AUUUCAUUUCUACUCGUCAUCAGUGAGAAAAGACAGAAGUUUAACAGAGAGAUUCUUCAUUUGUUGAUGCUAGAAUUCAACACCGAGAACUUUAAACACAUACACGCUGUUUUCUUGUGUUAUCGAUCAGUCUGCACGUGAAACUCCGAACAGUCUCCAGUUUUUCUUUUCUUUCUUGUUUUGGAUGUCCCUUCAUGCGUGUUUGCCAAGAGAAAGAGAAUUGCGCGGAAUCUCGUCCAAUAAAAGUCACAGAAAGUCGCUGAGAGUCUCUAUAUCAGAAUAUCUUCACCCCAUAGCUGUUUUGGUACUGUGUGGGUAACUAUGGCGACCCGAGGCCACGCCUCCAGCUCAUUAAUGAGUAAUCACACUAAGGAGCGAGUGACCAUGGCCAAGGUCACGCUGGAGAACUUCUACAGUAACCUCAUAGCCCAGCAUGAAGAGAGAGAGAUGAGGCAACAAAAGCUGGAGAAGGUUAUGGAUGAAGAAGGACUGCCUGAUGAAGAGAAACGCAUGCGACGUUCACAACACGCUCGUAAAGAGACAGAGUUUCUCAGACUAAAGAGAACUAGACUGGGUUUGGAUGACUUUGAAUCUCUGAAGGUGAUUGGACGAGGAGCGUUCGGAGAGGUACGUUUGGUCCAGAAGAAGGACACAGGCCACGUUUACGCCAUGAAGAUUCUUCGUAAAGCCGACAUGCUGCAGAAGGAGCAGGUGGGCCACAUCCGUGCAGAGCGAGACAUCCUGGUGCAGGCAGACAGCUUGUGGGUGGUGAAAAUGUUCUACAGCUUUCAGGAUAAAAUGAAUCUCUAUUUACUGAUGGAGUUUCUGCCUGGAGGUGACAUGAUGACUUUGCUGAUGAAGAAAGACACCCUGACUGAAGAGGAGACACAGUUUUAUGUGGCUGAGACCGUUCUGGCUAUAGAUUCCAUCCAUCAGAUGGGCUUCAUACACCGAGACAUCAAACCAGACAACGUCCUGUUGGACUCAAAGGGUCAUGUCAAGCUGUCUGAUUUUGGUUUGUGCACGGGACUCAAAAAAGCUCAUCGGACCGAAUUCUACCGGAACCUAAGUCACAGCCAAUCCAAUGACCUGACGUUCCAACAUAUGAACUCAAAGAGAAAAGCGGAGACCUGGAAGAGAAACAGGAGACAGCUGGCCUUCUCCACCGUGGGAACGCCAGACUACAUUGCACCUGAGGUCUUCAUGCAGACCGGCUAUAAUAAACUCUGUGAUUGGUGGAGCCUCGGCGUCAUUAUGUACGAGAUGUUGAUCGGUUAUCCUCCGUUCUGCUCAGAAACUCCUCAGGAGACUUACAAAAAGGUGAUGAGCUGGAAGGAGACACUGGUGUUUCCUCCCGAGGUACCGAUCUCAGAGCGAGCUAAAGAACUCAUCCUCAGGUUCUGCUGCGAAGCCGAUCAUCGCAUCGGAGCCGCCGGCGUGGAGGAGAUCAAGAGAAACGCUUUCUUUGAAGGGGUGGACUACGAUCACAUCAGAGAGAGACCUGCUGCCAUCCCUAUUGAAAUCAAAAGCAUUGAUGACACAUCAAACUUUGACGAGUUUCCAGAGUCUGAUAUCCUACAGCCAACAAGUUCACCGGUGGCCACCAAUCAUCCUGAGUCUGAUUAUAAAAACAAAGACUGGGUUUUUGUUAACUACACCUAUAAACGCUUUGAAGGUUUGACAGCCAGAGGAGCGAUUCCAUCAUACAUGAAGACUGGGAAACGAUGAACAGAUCUUCAUCUCUAUCUGUUUCUGCACAGAUGAAAUCCAUCACACCGUUUGAUAUCAGAGGAUUUUUCUCAUUUUAUUGUUUUGUAGUAAUGCUCGCUUCUGUCUCGGCCAUACCAAAGAAAACAUUUUUAUCUGAGUCUGGUCAUCUCCCAGCUGUCGCUCUGGGCCUUAGAGAAACAUUUUUGCACUGCUGGAUAAGCGUUUCAUUUUCCUCCAUUAUGGUUAGAAUGUAGAUUUGUGGUGAGAUGCUUUAGAAUAGAUCCAAAACACCAAAACAUUUCUCUUUUUUGAGCUCUAUAAACAUUUCAUGUCUGCUUUUAUAUAUUUAUAUAUAUAUAUAUAUUUUGUGCCUUAUAACUUUAUAUCUUGACAGAUAACUUUAUCGUGCAUUUUUUUAUUGAGCCUCUAUAUUUUAUUGACAAAUUAUGGGUGAAAUCCCAUGAAUGCAACGCAAGUGUUUUUGAUCCGUGUUCAUACUACAUGGAUGUUAUAUUGUUUUUUUUGCAUGUGUUUGUGCCUUUUAAUCUUCUUUGUUUUUAAGCUUUUAUUGGUAUGCAAGUUUGUGACCAAAUUUGACUCUGAUUUGACUUUCAAAGUUACAAUCAGAGACGGUCACAAGGGUACAGUGCUGUAGAUCUGCCAAACAUUCACUUUAUAAACAUGUUAUAUCGGUACAAUUUAUAAAGCAUGAGCUGUAAAAUAUCUUGAAUGUAAGGGUUGCGUCCUGAUGGAUUCUUGAAACAUUUUCCAAAUGUUUUUAUAUCUUUGCUGGCCAACAUUCAGUGCUGGAUCAUUAAGAGAUAUUUUUAUACAGAUAUGAGCUGUAGUUUAGAUGAAUGAUGUUUGACUGGGGCAGAUAAACAUUACUUCAGUAUUAGCAUCAUUUCUUCAUGAAUGAAGAUUUUGGUCAAAUGUUUAUCAACAUGUAAUAAAAU
Molecule: messenger RNA, 2666 nt
Organism: Paramisgurnus dabryanus
Lineage: Eukaryota; Metazoa; Chordata; Actinopteri; Cypriniformes; Cobitidae
Gene: stk38b
Product: serine/threonine kinase 38b
Biological process (GO): protein phosphorylation
Molecular function (GO): ATP binding; protein serine/threonine kinase activity
Source: RefSeq, a predicted model, not a curated record